Messenger RNA from Erigeron canadensis, 1425 nucleotides. Its product is annotated as probable inactive poly [ADP-ribose] polymerase SRO2. Gene Ontology annotation, molecular function: NAD+ poly-ADP-ribosyltransferase activity. Bases 179 to 1144 code for a protein of 321 amino acids. Lineage: Eukaryota; Viridiplantae; Streptophyta; Magnoliopsida; Asterales; Asteraceae. The transcript is spliced from 5 exons. The record is from RefSeq and is a predicted model, not a curated record.
UACCAAUUAGUCCACACGCCUAUAUAUAUACACAACACAUAUUCAUACAAAUAUAUAUUACCCAUUAUUAUCACAUUCCGAUUUCUUGUGAUCGAUCAACUUUUUGACAAUUUCUUUCAGCUAGCUAGCUCGUAGCUUUUUAUAUAUAUAUAUAUAUAUAUAUUCUUAAUUAGGAAUAAUGGAUCGAGUUAUAUAUUCUGAAGAACAAGUUUCAGUCGUGGAAGACAAUGAAGAAUUCAUUGUGCGACCUCAUGAUGAUGAUGAUGAUGAUUCUGAAUCAGAUAGCGAAGUUUCGAGUCGUUCGGUGCUCGGAAAUCCCCGAACGGCUCGAAACUUGGCAGGAGGACAUAAACAACUAGAAGAAGGUGACAAAGAUUAUGAAGCUGUAAAAAGUAGUUUUCUAAUUAGUGGAUUUAUGAAUACUAGAGUUGUUGGGAUAGAUAAGAAGGAUUACGAGGCCAACGUGAUGGAUGAAGCUCGUUUGAAAGUAUUUAAAGUAUAUGUGGCUGCUGUUGCGAGUAAUAACGGUGGUGACCCAAAUUUGAAAUACGGUUGGUUUGGUGGUUCGCGUGAUGAGAUUCGUGAGAUUUUGUUGCAUGGAUUUCGUGGUCGUCGUCGGUGUGAUAACACAACGUUGUCGUAUGGUCGUGGUGUUUGUCUCUCUCCGGCUAAUCUUCCUAUGGAAAGCGCGAAAAUGUCCCUUCCCGAUCCGGAUGGCCUGAGGCAUGUCUUAUUGUGUCGGGUGAUUUUAGGAAGGUCCGAAAUAGUUUCUUAUGGUUCGCAAAAAGACCAACCAAGCUCAAUGGAAUACAAUUCGGGUGUGGAUAAUCUCUCAUCACCAACAAAGUAUGUCAUUUGGGAACCUUACAUGAACACACAAAUUCUUCCGGUGUACAUAGUUAGUUUUAGAGCAGAUUCACUAACAGGUGAGCGAUCUUUAAGGAUACCAGCCUCACCAAAUAUGAGCAUUAAUGGUUUGAUAAGGCACCUUACAAACUACUUGACUUCUUCAAAGAUGUCCAUGAUAAAGCGAUUUCAUCAUGCUUAUUCUAAAAAUAAGAUUUCAAGGUCCGAAUUUAUAAGGACUUUAAGGUCAAUAGCUGGAGAUGAUGUCCUAAGGGCGAUCGUUCAAGGCUUACGAUGAGAAAGAAGCACAUUGGCGAAAGACGGAAGAAUUGAGCCAAGGAUGGAUGCCUGGAUCAAUUGAAAAGUUGUUGGACGAUGAAUUGGAGAUUCUAAUUUUCCUACAUUCUAAUGAAAGGAUAUUUAGUUAGAGAAUUAGAGAUAGUGAAAGUGAUAGGAGAACAACAUAUACAAAAACUUUCUUAAAUGAAGUCAAUUGUAUAAUUAGAUUCUAGUUUUUUUUUUUUUCCCUGGCAAAAUGAUGUCUUUCUUUUACUUUAUCAACUACCACAUUCAUGAUUA